CAGAGCAGCGCCAGCCAUUUUACAGCCACAGUAAAAUUAAAUUACGCAUUAUUACAGUAAUACUCUUUGAACAAUAUUGUAAUAAUGGGUCAGUGUGGGAUCACCUCUUCAAAGACUGUUCUGGUCUUCCUUAACCUUAUUUUCUGGGCUGCUGCUGGCAUCCUGUGCUAUGUCGGAGCCUACGUGUUCAUCACGUAUGAUGAUUACGACCAUUUCUUUGAGGAUGUAUACACACUCAUUCCUGCCGUUGUCAUCAUCGCCGUCGGGACCUUGCUGUUUAUUAUUGGGCUGAUCGGAUGUUGUGCCACGGUGCGAGAGAGCCGCUGUGGACUUGCCGUGUUUGUCAUUAUUCUCAUGUUGGUGUUUGUGACUGAGGUGGGAGUGGUGGUGCUGGGAUAUAUUUACAGAGCGAAGGUGGAGGAUGAAGUUGAUCGCUCCAUACAGAAAGUGUAUAACGAAUACAAUGGGACCAACAUGGAUGCCCCAAGCCGCGCCAUCGACUACGUACAGAGACAGCUGCACUGCUGUGGAAUUCAUAACUAUUCGGACUGGAAAAAGACCCGCUGGUUUCAGGAGUCCCAAAACAACAGUGUGCCACAGAGCUGCUGCAAACCCAGCGCCAGCAACUGUACAGGUUCCCUCUCCCGCACAGGGGAUUUGUACCCUGAGGGAUGUGAAGCACUUGUUGUGAAAAAACUGAAAGAGAUUAUGAUGUAUGUCAUCUGGGCGGCACUGACUUUCGCUGCCAUUCAGAUGCUCGGGAUGCUGUGUGCCUGUGUGGUGCUGUGUCGCAGAGGACGUGAUCCUGCCUACGAACUUCUUAUCACUGGAGGAACAUACGCAUAAAAACGUAACACGCACACACAUACACACACAAACACCACACACACGCGCGCACACACACACGCGCACACACACACGCCUGGGCUCAGGGUUUCAUUGACGUGGCACGACAACAGAGUCGUGCUCUUACUUUGCUUUCACCAACUCAGAAACACAGGGUUUGCUCACACACUACACUCACACUGGUGAUGGGUGAAGCUGAAAAAAUGCUCUAUUUAUUUUACCCGCUUUUUGUGCAAACUACGGUGUUUUUAUUUUAGUCAUCCGUUUUUCUUCAAAAAAUGCUAUAAGCCAAAUUUAAACAACGGCAACUAAACAGUUUUUUUUGUUUUGUUUUGUUUCGUUUUGUUUUUUUCCCUUUUUUUCCCCCCCCUUUCGGGGAGGACAGUGAGACACUGAGCGCUUUAACCUUGAUUAGUGUCAUUGAAAAAUGAGCAGCGUUGCUCGUGUGGAAGAGAAGGCAUUACUGUAUGGAAUGAGAUGUGGAGUUUCUGCUUUCCUCAUGUGUCGGUUUGCACUAUGUGUACGGCUUUGGAAUAUUUUAUAAAUAUUGAAAUAUACUCGUGUAAAUAUGUGGGAUGGGGGACUCCCUUUAUUUGUGAGAGGCUGCCUUGUGCCACCCAUCACCAACCUGCUCCUACACAGGAGUGCUGGCAUUUAGAGAGAAAGUUCUGGAAAGUAAACAUGCAAUCUUUUGGCAGCAUUUGUCCUGUCCUACGGCAGUAAAAGUGAUCUUUCCAUCAAAAAAGAAAAAAAGAAAAGAAAAAGAGAAAUUCAGUUCACAUGCAAACAAUUAUUUUUGGGGUAAUAACCUACAUGCACUAUCGUACUAAAACAAAUGUUAUGUUUUAUUUCUGUCUGAAUGUUUUUGUUGUUUUGGUUUGUUUCUUCCUGUGAUUGUGUGGAGUUUAGUAUUCUGGUAAUAUACAGAUUUUAAAGUUGGUUUUGGAAAAUAUGUAGCUAGUUGUGUGGAUUCUAAGUCAAAUGUUAGGUUUUAAAUGAAUGUAAAUAAAACAAGGGAAGAAAAAAAAUGAG
Chanos chanos (milkfish) is the source of this 1878-nucleotide messenger RNA. It is a transcript of the gene tspan3a, whose product is annotated as tetraspanin 3a. The record is from RefSeq and is a predicted model, not a curated record. NCBI's taxonomy places the organism in Eukaryota, Metazoa, Chordata, Actinopteri, Gonorynchiformes, Chanidae. Gene Ontology annotation, cellular component: plasma membrane. The transcript is spliced from 7 exons. Bases 85 to 846 code for a protein of 253 amino acids.